AGCAUGUAUCUGUUAUUUUGGUUUUCCUUUCCCCUAUGGUAAAACUUUGAGCACAAAGCAUUUUAAGAUUUCAUUGCUGAAUGACAUUUCAUCAAUCUCAUCUUUGGAGAAUUUUUCUUCAUCAUGAAUGUUCUCCUUGUCCUACUUGCUUCUGUUCCUGUGGCCACCAAAAAUGUAGUGAGCUAGUUCAAUUUAGUUGCAAAAUUUAAAGAUCUUAAUUUUGGACCCAGGUCUAUAUUAUGUGGAAUUGUGGAUUGGGAUCAAUCUCCUUUGCACGGUUAUCAUUCAAUACUCUGACUGUUUGUGAUGUAAUCAUGAUUCAGGUAGAUACACACAUACAACAGCUUGAUCAAUAUUUGAAAAGAUUUGAUGAGGAGCUCCGGCGUGAAAGAGAGAAUGCUGCUGCUGCUGCUGUUUUGCCUACUACAAGUCUUGAUGGCAGUGCGAAAUCUGGAAGUAGUGAAGGUGGAAGGGGAGGGCGUAAAAAGUAUGCACUCAUCCUAGAUAUCCUUAUUGAUGCAGGAGCAUAGGGCUCUUUUUAACGAUUAGUUUUAGGGCUGUUUGUUUUGCAUUAAGUUUGAGUUUUAUUUGGAGUCUAAGUUUAAUUUUAGGAAAGUCAUUUUUAAUUAGGAUUAGAAUUAGUAGCUUAUUAGGAGUUCAUAGUUUGUUAGAAGUUCAAAUUAGAAUUGAAUUAGGAUUCUUAGCUCUUGUUGUAUAUAUAGUUAUUCUUCUUAGGUUUCAAGAACAGUUUUUGUUAUGAAAUUUUAGUUUGAGAAUAAACUUGAGGUUGAAAACCUAAAUUUUCUUGGUUUCAUCUUUAAUUUUACGGAGUUCUUAGUUUCUGUUUGUUCUACUCCUACCUUCCCAUUGGUUUCCUUAUAGAUUGCUUAAACUUGUUUUUGUUAGCUGUUAUUGUGCUAUUGAUUCUUGCUUUCGCCUUCCUGAGGAAGUCAUUUUCUCUACUGCUUGUGCAAGUUGUCUGAGAUCAACCCAGAAUUGAACUGACCUGAAGUGGAUAAAGUGAUUUUGUCUAG
Rubroshorea leprosula is the source of this 1034-nucleotide messenger RNA. NCBI's taxonomy places the organism in Eukaryota, Viridiplantae, Streptophyta, Magnoliopsida, Malvales, Dipterocarpaceae. The record is from the annotation of a GenBank genome assembly.